Eublepharis macularius is the source of this 7405-nucleotide messenger RNA. RefSeq names its product leucine rich repeats and calponin homology domain containing 2 (gene LRCH2). Bases 20 to 2425 code for a protein of 801 amino acids. The record is from RefSeq and is a predicted model, not a curated record. NCBI's taxonomy places the organism in Eukaryota, Metazoa, Chordata, Lepidosauria, Squamata, Eublepharidae. The transcript has 21 exons. Gene Ontology annotation, molecular function: protein binding.
GGUCCUUGCCGUGGCGUCCAUGGCGGCCGGGCAAGGCGGAGGCACUACGGCCGGUGGGGGUGGCGAUGGUCCCGGUGGGUCGACUCCUGGCCCGGUCCCCGGCCCAGGCCUGGUUCCCCCCGGUGCCGCCUCCUCCUUUUCCAGCUUCUCGGAGCCGGGUUCGGGCUUCUUCGGCCUGGGCCUGCCGGCUCACUUGACGCUUUCGUACCCGGGCACGGGUCCGGCCUGGGGCGCGGCAGGCGGUUACUCCGGCUGCGGGGCAGCCGCUUCGCCGCCCCUCUCUUCUUCGGCGGCGACCUCGUCGUCGGGCGGAGCCGCCUCGUCGUCCCCUCACACUGGCCGCAGCCUUGACAAGGCCCUCGAGGAGGCCGGCAGCUCGGGCAUCCUUUGCCUCAGCGGUCGGAAGCUGCGCGACUUCCCCGCCGCUAACAACGGCGGCGGCUACGACCUCAGCGACACCACGCAAGCCGACCUUUCCAAGAACAGAUUUGCUGAAAUUCCUCCUGAUGUGUGGCAGUUUGCACCACUUGAGACAUUGAACUUAUAUCACAACUGCAUCAAAUCAAUUCCUGAAGCGAUUAAAAAUCUGCAGAUGCUAACAUAUCUGAAUAUCAGUCGAAAUCUUUUAUCAACCUUGCCAAAAUACCUGUUUGAAUUGCCACUUAAGGUUUUAGUUGUCAGCAAUAAUAAACUUGUGUCCAUUCCUGAAGAAAUUGGAAAGUUGCGAGAUUUAAUGGAGUUGGAUAUUAGCUGCAAUGAAAUCCAGGUCCUUCCACAGCAAAUAGGAAAGCUGCAGUCACUUAGAGAAUUAAAUUUACGAAGAAAUAAUCUCCAUAUACUGCCUGAUGAAUUAGGAGAUCUUCCCUUGGUAAAACUAGAUUUCUCUUGUAAUAAAAUCACAGAGAUACCAGUCUGUUACAGAAAGCUACGUCAUUUGCAAGUAAUAAUUUUGGAUAACAAUCCAAUGCAGAUACCACCAGCACAGAUAUGCUUAAAGGGCAAAGUACAUAUAUUUAAAUUCCUCAGCAUUCAAGCAUGCCUCAGAAUAGAUAAAAAGCCAGAUUCCUUGGAUUUGCCAUCUCUGGGGAAAAGAAUCCCUUCUCAGCCCCUCACGGACAGCAUGGAAGAUUUUUAUCCAAAUAAAAACCAUGGCCCAGACUCUGGAAUUGGUAGUGAUAAUGGGGAUAAAAGAUUAUCUACUACAGAACCAUCCGAUGACGACACAAUCAGCCUUCACUCUCAGGUAUCGGAAUCAACCAGGGAGCAGACCCUCCGAAAUGACAAUCAGUUGCUAGGAAAUAAACCUGAAUUGCAUAAAGACCCAGAUGUAUGUGAUUACCUUGAUCCCACCUCUGAAGAUGUGGCUUCUUGUGAUCAAGGAGAUGUACAAACUGGACCAGCAGUCUGUGUUAUUAAGGAGCGAGUGAAGCAGGCUGAGAAGUCAAAGAAAAUGGAAAGGAAUGAAGAUUGGGGGGAUGAGAAAAAGGAUGAGCGAGAACAGCUGUUGGCAGAGGAAGAUGAUGAAUUGAAGGAAGUGACUGACCUAAGGAAAAUAGCUGCUCAACUACUGCAACAAGAACAGAAGAACAGACUUCUGAAUCACUCCACCUCCAUAAGCACAAGAAAUAGACCAAAACAGACUGUGGAAUUUGAAAAAAGCCUUUCAGCAGAUGAAGCAAAUUCUCCAUCUUCUCCCUACAGCUGGCAGUCCUUGGAAAAUCAGAAAGACCAGUCAGAUGAGCAACAUUGGCCAGACAUGCAGCCAGUCAUCUGGCAGAAUGAGGAGAGGAGGCGGAGCAAGCAAAUCAGAAGAGAAUAUUUCAAGUAUAAGUCUUCCAGGAAGAGUUCAAGUGGAAAUGAAAAUGAUGAGCAAGACAGUGAUAAUACUAAUGUGUCCCCACAGUCUCCUGUGUCGUCUGAGGAUUAUGACAGGGCAGAUGGCAACACUCACGGCCCUUUUGGAUUGAAGCCCAGAUCAGCUUUUGGCCGUUCUCGUCAGGACUACAGUGCUGUAGACCCUGGAUUCACAAUGAGAAGGAAAAUGGAACACUUGCGGGAAGAAAGAGAACAAAUAAAGCAGCUACGCAAUAAUCUUGAGUCACGGUUGAAAGUCAUUUUGCCAGAUGACAUUGGAGCAGCAUUGAUGGAUGGGGUAGUCCUGUGCCAUUUAGCCAAUCAUAUAAGACCACGAUCUGUUGCCAGUAUUCAUGUUCCCUCACCAGCUGUGCCUAAACUCAGUAUGGCAAAGUGCCGAAGAAAUGUUGAAAAUUUCCUUGACGCUUGCAAAAAACUGGGUGUCCCACAGGAGAGACUUUGCCUGCCCCAUCAUAUUUUGGAAGAACGGGGCCUUGUGAAAGUUGGACUCACAGUUCAGGCCCUUCUGGAAAUACCUUCAUCUAAAGCACCACAGCUUUCCUGUCUGUAAGAGGACUCCCAGAGAACAAAUGUUGCCAUGAUGUGGAUCAAAUCAAAUCAAAUCAUGAUGUGGUUGCUAUGGAUUGAUGUCAGCCAGUCCAACUUUCUCCAGAGGAACACCACAAGCCAUCAGAAGUUGUUUCAGGCCAGGUGGUUUAGAUGGAGCCUUAUUAUGGACCUCUGUGUAGAAUCUUGAUAUCAAAAUGACAGUAACCCAGCAGAGUGAAGAAUUGUACUGCUUUUUGUUGAAUUCAGAGCCAUCAGAUUUUGAAAUCUUCAGUCUCUUGCCAGGUAGUAGGUCUUAAUUCUCCCAUUAACACUUCAUGAUGUUAUCCUCUCUCCCCUGUUCUUAAAACAAAAAAAAUGCAGUGCAGGAAUCUGUUAUGCUGCGGGGUCCUAGGCUCUUUCUUAGAGUUUGCAGCACACAUUAUAGGAGACAAAUUACAUACAUUGGCAAGGAGUCCCAACCAGUUUCUGGCUCUUUGUGGUCAUGUAUUCACCAUUCCUUGUAAUGUACAUUUGUCUCCUGCAUCAGGUUGUGUGUGCACGCUGCCAGUCCAGGCUAAAAAUAUAUUACGAAAUGUAGCUCGCAGUCAGAUUCCUACUAAGGAGUUUAAUUUUUUUUAGCAGAAAAUAUCACUGCUGCGUUGUUGGUAGAAAUUUCAAUCGAUCAUACUGUCCAUUUUUAACAUUUUCCAAAAUAUUUGUCCUUCAUUUCUUGCACUUCUUACUGUUGUACCAUCUCCAAAAAAUUAGUUGGUGUAUGAUGAUGACGAAGAAUAGUAUACAGUAUAAAGGACAAGUUGUGUGGUUUUUUUCAGUAUUCUAGGUUGGUGCCAAAUUUUUUUUUCAGUUGUACUGUAGAUUGUUUACAUGUGAAGUGCCUGUGUAAUUGAUAACUUUUACUAGUCUUAAAACAUUUUUGCUAUUCUUUUUAUGUCUCAAUAGAUGCAAUGCGUAUUUUUAAAUAUUAGGUUUUUUUGUAAGGUUGGUAAUAAGUGAAGUUUAAAAGACUAACAUCUGAGUGUUGGAUGUUCUUCAGUUUGCACAGUUUGAAUUUAUUAGGUUUGAUUUUUUAAAAAAGAAAAUGUAAAUACACUUUUAUUUAUCCUAUUUAAUUUGAUACGUAAUCACUUUUUAAUGUAUUGUUGGACAAACAGAUGUUACUUUUUAAAUUAUUUUCCUUGUCUAGGACAAACAAUGACAUAUAGAGUGAUUAAAAUGAGUCGAAUGGAAGCUUAUGAGUUGGGGGGUAAAACUGCCAAAAAAAUUUCUCAGGUUUAUAUUGUGACUGUUGGGGUUUCAUAUCUUGCAUCCUGACUUCAUGUUGUUGUUCUUUUUAACAUAAAAGAAAAUGCCAUAGAGUGAUGAAAUGGAAGCCAGGAAUAGUUCCACUUUUGCAAUGUUUACAGAACCACUACAAAUUUUGCUUGUUUGGGACCUGAGUGAUUUCUUCUGCACUGGAUGUUAUAACACCAUGCUGCAAAUCCGUUUUUCAGGCACCCUUGCCACAAAUCCAUUUUGCAUUUAUGUUUCCCUUCAUUUUAAAAGCUCUAAUACUGGGCUAUCAACAUUCUUUGGAGACUCAGACAUUCCCCACAUUGGCUGCUCUUUCAGACUUCUCUUUGAGUUUGCCUUCCUGUGUGCGAACAGUAGAUAGCAAAUUGCAAACAGGUUGCAGAAUUUUUAUUCGGUUUAGAGGGGAACAAGUCUUUUUUUUUUGCAGUUUGCCUGUGUAGUCAGAGUAGGCUCUGGCUCCUCCUUGCCUAGAUAUAACAAAAUAUUCUUCCUAUUUAGUUUUGCUACUGGAAGAAUUUGCUGUUCUAUUCCUAUUGGUUGUGGCAGUGCAUAGUUGUACAAACUGAACUAAUUGGUGGAAGAUUAGGCUGGGGCCACCUUUCACCUUUUGAAGGGUGUGGAUGUUUUGCUAGAUGUGUGCCAAGGAAACCUCAGCUCCUCUUGCUCAGGUUUUAAAAGUUUAGAGUGAAUGUGAGGCAGAUUUUGUAGAUGGCCUCCUUUGGCCAAACAAAAAAGCACAGCAAACUGCAUAUCAAUUUUUUUUUAGAGAAGUGAGUUAUUUUAGAGGAUACCCUGUAUAUGCCUACAUUUGCUCAUUAAUUUUACUUUUUCAUAAGUGCUGUUUUUUUUUUAAAUUUGAGUUUGUCACAACAAAAGUGAGGGACUACCGUUCCCCCACCCCCACCCCCGAUCCAGGUUGGCAGCAGGGUUUAUUGACCUGCUUCUUUUCCCUAGCCCUGCUUCUCCUUCAAGAUAGAUGCUGCUUCAGCACAACUUGCAUAGUUUACUGGAAAAGGUUGAGAGGGAGGAGGCCAGGCAGAUGAGCAAGCUGGAGGUUGGGAUGCAAAUUUGUGGCGUGGCCUUAGGCUUGAGCACAAACCUGUGGUAUUGUUGGACUUGCAUUGCUUUGAACAGCAUUUGGCCAUGACUUUUUCAUACUGUUAUUCCCCCUCUUGUUCAAAAGAGGCUUGACGUGCAGCAUUGCUAUCCAUGGACUUGUGGAAAUAAUUAUACAGGUCUUUUUGAUCUUGGCCUAAGCUGCAUCUCUUUUCUCUCCCCCACCCCCAGCCCCUUUUUCUUUGCAAAGUAAGCCAAGCAAUAUAGCUAUACUUGUCUCUGAAUUGCAUCUUUGCCUUAAGGCUCAUGCAGAUUGUUUUAGAAGUCACUGCUGCCAAAGCAUAGUAUGCUUUUUGGGUUCAAAAGAUUGAGAUGUAGUGUAGACUUCUCAAUGAUUUUCCUUUUCCCUACUAACAAGCCCUUUCCUCAUAAAAGGAAUCUUUUCAAUUUCUCCAGCUAUGUCCAACAUACUUGCUUCCAACGCAUGCAGCUGUGUACAUCUGAACAUGCAAGAUUUUUGCUGGCAGCAGCUUGUUUUUGAAAAUUCGUGUUGCUGAGACUUAGUAAAAUCCAGAAGUUAUUACUCUCUCCUUUCCAUGAGGACAGCAUCAGCAGACUGCCUUAACAUGUUCCGUCAAUUGUGAAACUAAAAUUCCUCCCUUUGAUUCUAGAGUAAUCGGCUGGAGUAAGUAGAUCUAAGCAGUGUCUUCAGGAUUUAUGCAGUUCUUCAGAUCGAAACAAAUGCAAAGGUGUUGCAUUGGCCAUAGCUUUCAUCAGGAGACCAUGGGUACCAGGGUGCCAGGAAUGAUUAGACAUUAGCUUGUAUCCUACUAUUUGUUUCCAGUGAUACAAGUACCUCCACUUUGCCCCUAGUGCUGUUCAUGAAGACACUCCACUCCCCCCCCCCCACCCCGAACAGCAAUUCAGUGGACUGAAGCAAGAAGGGGUAGUAGGAAAAUCCUUCUCUGUGAGCUCCCUUACCAAAUCUCAUUGGAUUCUAGGUUUCCUACUGCUCUCUCCCAAGUGUACCUUUAGGUGGGUUCCUUGAUGGGAAGUCUUACCAUUAAACUAGGUUAAGGCUACACUGGAGGGAUUUGUGAACUAGCUCUUACCAAAUUAAGUUUGGCGAAGUUGGUCUUUGAGACUGAAUAAAGCCCCCACACAAGCACUUAGGAUGAAGUAUUCAGAUAAAAUAUUUUGUUCUGUACAGCAAUUGGCAUUAUGAAUGAGGGCAGGAGGGAGUCCUGUUGUGUAAAUCCCCCUCCCAGUUGGUUCUCCAUUCAAAUGCAGUUAUUAUCGGGUUUUUCUAAAUCAAAGUAUGUGGAAAUACCCCCCCCUUUUAGGUAUUUUUAGAUCUACUUUAUUGUUCUUUUGUUUGUAAUGUUCUUUUUGUAGGCGCUCCUUUUUAUAGAUGUUCCUUUUUAAGAAGGAUAGGUUCCACUUUGCAAAAGGAGACAUCCUGUCUCUUUAGUGUAUGACAAAGAACAGAUAUAUAAAGCCCUGCUUCCCCUGUGGAGGCUUGGCAAAUUGUGCAAAAUCAUAGUAUUUAAUUCAAGAGGCGUGUGUCUGUGUAUGGUAGGAAUCCCCCCCCCCCUUUCAUUACUUUUUAAUUAAUCAUCAAGCACAGCACUUCUUAGCCGACCCUGAUCUCGGUGACUUUUGCUCAUAGGAUAAAGAUUUACUGCUAUUUCUAGGACUGUUUUCAUGAUCACCUAAGUCUCCCCAUCAUGCAUCCCAAGAAUGCCUUUGCACAGACAAUACCUGCCUUAUGCAUGCCAGGUUCUCUGUGGAUGGGUGCUGCUUCUCAGGGGGAGGUCUGAAAAAUGUCCUGCCUCAUUAAUAUACACGUGGGUGUUGAGAAAGAGCAGCUGUAUCCACGGAAUGGCCAGCUUAGGCAAGACCAGCUCUAUGUGAAUGUAUCCUUGCACAAAUUCCAGGCGUGCUUUUAAAAACAAACAAAAAUGAAAUACUGAGUUCUGUCCUGUUCUUUGAAUCAGAUUAGUGAUGGAAGGCUAAUGAUUAAAAACUCGAUGCUACCACUAUUUGGGGGGUGAGGUGGAGUCAAAUGCAAAUAAGCACACUUGUAAGGAUUGUGGGGGUGGGAUGACUAGGAAGGCUUACAAACCUAUUGUGUAAUCUGUAGGAUUUGGACAAACUAGGAUUAGGGUGGGUGGAUGUGUGCUUUUGAAAAAAAAAGCAGUAUGAUCUCUUGUAUUCACUUUUGUAUUUUUCCGUCUUUCUACCUAAUUCAGUAACUAUAACCAAAUUGACAGCAGCUGCUUUAUGUAAAUGUGUGCAAAACUAAUUUCAGCAGUUUGGACAAUAAAUCAGAAGUAGCAAGGGACUAUUACUUUUUCUGUGUAUAUAUUGCCAUAUCUAUUUGCAUUUUAAUUCACUUUGCAUUCAUGUUUGGUAAAAUGCUUUCCCCCCUCAUUGUAUUGUAUAUGACUCAACAGGUUUUUUUCCAGGACUACUUUAUUGCUGGAGCUUCCAACAAGUAUAUGUUCAUUGGAAAUGGUCCUGCUGUUUAAUUAUCUUCUGUAAAUAGUUUUGUAUUGAAUCUGCAUGGAGAAGACCCUCAUGUCCAAAACUGAUGUACAUAUUCUAUGUAUAAAAUUCAAACUCUUUCAUAAUU